This is a messenger RNA of Phytophthora sojae, 679 nucleotides long. RefSeq lists its product as hypothetical. The transcript is spliced from 5 exons. The record is from RefSeq and is a predicted model, not a curated record. Gene Ontology annotation, biological process: vesicle-mediated transport. Lineage: Eukaryota; Oomycota; Peronosporomycetes; Peronosporales; Peronosporaceae. The coding region runs from base 34 to 471 and encodes 145 amino acids.
AAAUAUCCCUCGAGUCGAGUCGAGUCGCGCGUCAUGCAGGUCCUCGUGGCGGUGCUGAGCUUCAUCGACAUCGUGGCGCUCACGUUCCUGAACGGCUACUGGCUGAUCACCCUCGAUGAGCUGGAGCUGGACCAUCUGAACCCGGCCGACGUGGCCAAGCGCCUCAACAAGCUCGUGUACCCGGAGAUGGUCCUGCACGGUAUCCUCAUGUUCCUGUGCUUGCUGGCGUGGGCGCCCUGGGUCUUCCUGCUCAACCUGCCGAUCGCCGUGUGGCACGCUCGACGUGUCAUGCGGAGUGAGCACAUGAUGGACCCGACCGAGAUCCUGCGCUUCAAGAACCUGCAGCAGGCUCGCCUGGAGUCGAUCGCCAGGACGGUGUUCUACGGCCUGCAGAUCGUCUACGGCAUGUUCUGGAUGGUGUCAGCUAUCGUGAACUCGGCCAAGAGCCGGAAGGGCGGCAAGCGCGCAUAGAUAGCGAACGACCCAACGUCGCUGGCAUUCCGCCAGCAGUCGAGUCGAGUACAGUAGUGUGGAGGCGAUCGACGGACGUCUCCUGGAGAGGCAGUGAGCGGAGGUUUCCCAUCCCAUCCACUCUAUUGUGGCAACGUUCAAGCUCCACCGUGCUUUCUCCCUAGAUGUGUCUAGCAUAGCAGUAGCAUGUGGGAAAAGAUGGCGAGCU